Molecule: messenger RNA, 291 nt
Organism: Spirometra erinaceieuropaei
Lineage: Eukaryota; Metazoa; Platyhelminthes; Cestoda; Diphyllobothriidea; Diphyllobothriidae
Source: the annotation of a GenBank genome assembly
AUGGAACUCGCCUGUUUACUUCUAUCAGCGGACUCCACUGUGUUCACUGAUCACAAGCCCUUUUCCUUCGCCAUCAACUCCCCUUCUGACAAGUUCAGUCCCCGGGAAAUUCGCCAGCUGGACUACAUCUCGCAGUUCAUCUCAGACAUCCGCCACAUCGACGGAUCAAACAAUGAGGCGGCUGGCGCACUGUCCAUCGCACAUCUCCAACUUUCUCCUGGGAUCAACCCAGCUGAGAUGGCUGUCGAACAACGCCGUGUUGGUUCUCCCUGUGACGAAGACGUUUCCUGA